This is a messenger RNA of Nicotiana attenuata, 1231 nucleotides long. Its product is annotated as protein SAWADEE HOMEODOMAIN HOMOLOG 1. The transcript is spliced from 9 exons. Lineage: Eukaryota; Viridiplantae; Streptophyta; Magnoliopsida; Solanales; Solanaceae. The record is from RefSeq and is a predicted model, not a curated record. The coding region runs from base 96 to 1016 and encodes 306 amino acids. Gene Ontology annotation, molecular function: chromatin binding.
CAGUCAGCUGCACAAAAUCCAAUAAAACACACACUUACACAGUCACUCUCUCUCUCUCUCUCUCUCUCUCUCUCUGCAUUUUGGAGACGGGAAAAAUGGCUGACUUCAUGGAAACAGAAGAAGAAUUGGUUGAGUUCACAUUAGCUGAGGCUAUGAAAAUGACCACCUUGUUUAAGCGAGUGAAAGAAAAACCAAUUAGUCAAGAGUUCUGUCAAAAACUUGCAACAAAGUUUAGUUGUUCACCUUAUCGUACUGGAAAAUCUUUCAUAAAAUGGGAACAGGUGCAAACUUGGUUUAUGGAUAAGCAAAAAACACAAGCAGCUAAAGCGAUUGUUGUUAAGAAAGAAUCUGAUGUUCCUCGACCUCGACCAGCAAAAAAACCAAAAUCUAAAAAGAAAUUUUCAGCUCUAAUGCUUUCCAGAAAAUACAAUACUUGCGGGUACACAAGACUCCCCGAAUGUGCAUAUGACCGGCCUCAGAAGCCCAAAGUUUCUGCAGCAGAGAUGGCCACAGAGCUCGCAGAGUUGUCUUUUGAAGCUCUUUCAGCUAAGGAUUUAGCUUGGUAUGAUGUGGCCUCAUUUCUCAACUUCAGAGUUCUUCGCACAGGCGAGCUUGAAGUUCGUGUAAGAUUUGCUGGCUUUGGUCAUGAAGAAGAUGAAUGGGUGAAUGUUAAAAGGAGAGUACGUGAACGAUCCGUUCCCUUGAAGCCCUCAGAAUGUGACAGGGUGAAUGUUGGAGAUCCCUUGAUGUGCUUCAGGGAAGAUGAAUAUCUCGCAGUAUAUGGUGAUGCGCAAGUUGUGGAGAUCCAAAAGAAAUUACACGAUAAUACAGAAUGCACGUGCAUCUUUGUCGUUCGCUACGACUUGGAUAAUGCAGAGGAGAAAGUUACACUUGACAAGUUAUGUUGCAGACCAAACCGAAGCAACAGUAUACUGCCUGAAGGUCAUGCUAAAUUAUGUGUCUUGAACAGUAUUGACCAAGAAAAUACUCACUCAGGGGCGGAGCUAGAGCUUUGAAAAUUCAUUGAAUAUGUACAAAUUAUUAAUUUAGAACCCAGUAACUUAGAAUGAAUAGAAUUCCGAAACCAUUAGUUUUAAAUUCUGGCUCCGCCUCUAUACUCACUAGGCCAAAGCCUCCGCAACGUUGUUCGGUUGGAAUAUUGGAUGUUGGGCCAAUCUAAAUAUGUACUCUCUAUGUUUAAUCAUUUUAUGUGAAGAUGUUUGGUCGGACA